UAAGAGACAUUUCUAAUCCAGUUCAGAUGGUGAGCUCAGCUCCCACCAAGGUUUACCUUGAUCGCCCAAAUCGCUCCCAGCGGGUCAUGCUGAAGUGGUGAAGAUUCUAAUCCACAAUGGGGAUGAAUCAAUGGAGGCCCAUGCAAUAUUAGAUGAUGGAUCAGAACGAACAAUAGUUCUAUCAUCUGUCAUACAAACUCUCAAUAUCUCAGGAACACAGGAGAUACUCCCAUUGCAGACUGUUCAUCAGGAUGUUAAACAACUGGAAGGAUUAGCCGUGUCCUUCGAGGUGUCACCCCUGUCUGAACCUGCAGAGAGGUAUCAGAUUUCCGACGCUUUCUCCGCUGAUGGACUGAGCCUGGCAGAACAUAGCUACCCUGUAGCUGCCCUCCAGAAGACCUACAAGCAUCUACAAGGCCUACCAUUACAGCCAGUAGAAAGAGCGCAGCCUUUACUCCUUAUUGGCUCGGAUAUGCCUCACCUAAUCACUCCCAUCCAGCCAAUCUGUCAAGGGCCUGCUGGAGGACCGGUUGCAGUGUGUACCAGACUUGGCUGGUCACUUCAAGGUCCGAUGACUCCUAUGCAAACUGCGCGCAGAGGACAGCAAUGUCUGCACAUCACCACAGUUCCAGUCGACACAGAACUCUUUCAGAAUGUGCAACGUUUGUGGCAGACUGAUACCUUGCCAUAUUGUGCAAAGGCAGUGACAAGAUCAAAACAAGACCAGCAUGCUAUCACCUUACUGCAGACAGCUACUACGAGAGUUGACAUAGGUGGUGUCCAACAUUAUGCAACUCCACUCCUACGGCGUUAUCCAGUCAUAACCCUUCAAGCACCGAAGGAAGCUGUUUUGCCCAGCCUUCGCAGUAUCGAGCGCAGGUUGGCUCGUGAUCCCAUCAAAGCGGAGACCUACUGCUCUGAAAUUCGCAAGCUGGAAGUGGAAGGAUAUGUGGCCAAGAUCUUACCAGAAGAAGCUCACCGAACCUCGGAGGCCUGGUACAUCCCGCACCACAUGGUGCAUCACAAUGGGAAAGACAGAAUUGUCUUUAAUUGCUCCUUCCAGUAUAAAGGUCAGUCUCUAAACGAACAGUUGCUCCCGGGUCCCACACUUGGCCCAUCUUUGAUAGGUGUACUUCUGAGAUUUCGUCAGCACACUGUUGCAAUUAGUGGAGACAUUCGCAGCAUGUUCCACCAAGUAUGUUUGCUGCCAAGUGACCAGCCGGUUCUCCGCUUUAUUUGGAGAAAUAUGCAGAGAGAAGAUGAGCCAACCAUUUAUGAAUGGCAGGUCCUUCCGUUUGGAACGACAUGUAGCCCGUGCUGCGCCAUCUAUGCCCUUCAGCACCAUGCACAAGAACAUGCAGCUGAUACGCCCAGUCUGAUUGAAAUUGUGACACGGGCCUUCUAUGUGGAUAACUGCCUCUACAGCACUCCAGAUCCUGCCGAUGCUAAGGUUGUGGUUGAUGGUUUACGACAAUUGCUGGCAGAAGGAGGAUUCGAGAUACGGCAGUGGGCGAGCAACCUACCUUGAACCUGAACAACAUGAGCUCAAGAAAGGUGCCUUCAUUGGUGCAACUUCCAUAGCAUCAAGUCCGGAACUACCAGACCCCAAGCAGUUUCAGACCUGGAGGGAGCUGAUCCAAGCCAGUGUGAGGUCUCCUCACGGGGCGGCUGCCCCCAAUUUGGACACUGGGCCUGAUGCUUCAGAUCAUGUUGCUGCAGAGAGGAGACAUCUGGUCCAGGCUCAACUGGAUUCAUUCCCACAAGAAGUUAAGGCCCUUAAAGCGAAGAAACCGCUGCCAUCGGACAGUCGUCUAUGCUCCUUGGCUCCAGAGUACGAAGAUGUUACUGGUCUUCUCAGAGUUGGAGGACGGCUUCGGCAGGCAGUGGACUUGGAAGUAGAGACAGUCCAUCCCAUAGUUCUGGAUCCAGGACAUCACAUCACUAGGCUGUUGAUAAAGGACUGCGAUGAAAGGCUUCAUCACCCCGGUGCUGAACGUGUACUAGCUGAGCUUCGUCGCCAGUACUGGAUUCUUCGAGGUCGUGAAGCUAUUCGCAAACACCAACAUACAUGUAAAGAUUGCCAGUUCUGGCGAGCUAAACCUCAAGGCCCCCAAAUGGCUGACCUUCCUCCUUCCAGACUGCGAGUGUAUAAGCCUCCAUUCUACUCCGCUGGGGUGGACUGCUUUGGCCCAUUCUUGGUCAAAGUUGGACGGCGUCAGGAAAAGAGAUGGGGCAUACUUUAUAAGUGUAUGACCACAAGAUGUGUGUAUCUAGACUUACUAGAGAACCUGGACACAGAUGCCUUCCUGCUCUCUCUCCGUCGCCUAGUGGCACGAAGAGGCAAACCCUUCGAACUUCUAUGUGACAAUGGAACAAACUUCACAGGAGGAUGUCGUGAGCUAACAGAGGGUUUCAAGUCUAUGGCCCCAAGUUUACAGG
Molecule: messenger RNA, 2439 nt
Organism: Austrofundulus limnaeus
Lineage: Eukaryota; Metazoa; Chordata; Actinopteri; Cyprinodontiformes; Rivulidae
Biological process (GO): DNA integration
Molecular function (GO): nucleic acid binding
Source: RefSeq, a predicted model, not a curated record